Drosophila montana is the source of this 4359-nucleotide messenger RNA. RefSeq lists its product as uncharacterized. Gene Ontology annotation, biological process: DNA integration; proteolysis. The record is from RefSeq and is a predicted model, not a curated record. Gene Ontology annotation, molecular function: nucleic acid binding; aspartic-type endopeptidase activity. Lineage: Eukaryota; Metazoa; Arthropoda; Insecta; Diptera; Drosophilidae.
AUGGAUACGGGUGAGUGUCAGAAUCCAGGGGUGGGCGUACGGUGGAUCCACUCGCGACGGAAGGAGGAACUGGAGGCGAUUACUCGCGAGUUCGGGCUGAGCGAGUUGGGGCGGGUUGAAGACUUGCGUCGUCGUUUGGCAAGCUUCGUGUCCGGGGGUUCGCAUUCCGCCAAAAUAUGGGCUCGGCUAGCCGAGCUGGAGGCCAAAUACACAAGGACCCCGGAGCACAAGGCCCAGCUCGAACCUGACCCAAUCGAAUGGGAUAGACGUUCGAAGUCAGAGUCAGACUCUGGCCCACGUUCGAACACCCCCGGCUUGCUCGAGGUCCCGGCGAUCCCGAACUACAAGGCCCGUGAUGCGAGCGACAGGACGAAGGAAUCGGGGACGCCUCGUGUUACUGAGGGCGUCCCAUUAACACAGACGCGCCUACCCAUGGAGUAUAGGGGGCACUGCAUCGUUCCGGAACAGGUCAGGAAGUGGGGUAUACGCUUCGAUGGGCAGGCUGAUCCACUGUCCUUCGUGGAAGCCAUCGAAGAUCGGGCCCUGUCUUAUGAGAUUGACACCGAUAGGUUGCCCCGGGCAAUGAACGAGGUCAUGAUCGGCGAAGCCGCUCGCUGGUUCAUGACAAGUGGGCUAAGAGAGGUGUCAUGGAACGAGUUUAAGGAGGGAUUUUUGGAUUUCUUUUUGCCCCCGCGAUAUUUUGAAUUGUUGGAAGACGAAAUCCGGGCUCGCCGUCAACGAGAGGGCGAGGGAUUCAAGCAGUAUGUGGUGGACAUCAGGGCGCUGAUGCACCACGCUGGCUAUGGUCCGGAGCGAGAAUUGGCGAGAAUAUACGACAACGCAGCCCCAGAGUAUAAAUUGUAUGUGCGGAGACAAGAUUUCGCGUCGCUGUCGAAGCUCAUACAAUUAGCGGUCGAGUAUGAGGGUAUAAAACAGCAGGGUCAACAGUAUCCCCCGGGUUCACGAUCUCGAUUAGGGAAACGGGCAGAGGCACCAUCCGGACCGGGAGCGGAUGGACAGCGAUGUCAGCGGAGCCCGGAGGCAGUAGAUGUUUUGCGAGUCGAGGGGGGUCGUGUCGUCGCGACGAUCAAGAUCGGUGAGGAGGACUACGCGGCGACAAUCGACACCGGCGCCACCCGAUCGUUCAUCAGUGGUGCCUGCGCGGCGAAGGUAGCGAAGGACGUGGAAAUUAGGGAAGUACAAACGAGGAUACGGCUGGCGGACGGGUCAGGAUUAGACGUCGCGCGGAUGCUGCACGCGGGAGUAAGUUUAGCGGGGCGUACGAUAAGCGUGCCGCUACUAAUCAUGACGCCGAUGCUAGACCAAGUGAUCCUAGGUAUGGACUUUCUGCGAGCGAUAGGUACGACGAUUCGUUGCGGGGACAGCGAGAUGACGCUAGGGACGCCGGAGAGACGGGAAAUUAGGAAAGAGGCGACUGGCUGCCCUGUGGAGCCGAUCCCGGAGGCAAGGUUAGGGAUUCGGCAGGGGGUGGCGGUCCGUCCCGCGGAGAGAAUCCCGGAGGCACGAUCGAAUGAUCGAGGUAUGUCCAGGGUGCCAGUGAAGGUGCGGUCAGACGAUGAAGAGGUGUCCAGGGUGCCAGUGACGGCGCGGUCGGACGAUAAGGGUAUGUCCAGGGUGCCAGCGGAGGUACGGUCGGACAGCGAGGUGUCUAGAGCGCCAGGAAAGGAUCAGAAGCAGAACCGUAAAGAGGACCCGACAGGGCGUAGGGAAAAAGGGCAGAUGACUACGGAAGUCGGCAGAGGUGUGGAUUCGGGAGCCACGGGUAGAACAGCACCUAAGAGCGUGAAGCUGGGGAGGGUAGCUGGUUCCAACGGGCAGGAGAAUCAACCUCACGCCUCGGAAGAAAUCGUUCUAGCGAGAAAACUAGUCGCAGGGGAAAAUACGGCCGCGGGAGCUAGUCACGAGGCUAGCAGUGGUGAAGGGUCUGGAGAGGGGAGUCCCAACGGGGAGGACGUCUGGCCGGCAGAUCUGGAGCCGAGUCUGCGGGAGCUUCUACAGGCGGAAUUGGCGCGAUUCGAGGGGCUGAAAGGCGUGUCCCACAUAGCUAGCCAUCGGAUCGUAAUGAAGGACAACGAGCCCAUCAAGCAGAGGUACUACCCGAGGAACCCAGCGAUGCAGCGAGUCAUCGACGAACAGGUGCAGGAAUUACUCCGGACGGGAGCCAUCGAGCCGUCCCGAAGCCCGUACAGUGCGCCGAUCGUACUGGUGAAAAAGAAGACAGGGGAAUGGCGAAUGUGCAUCGACUAUCGGCAGCUCAAUGCACAUUCGAUUCCGGACGCAUAUCCAGUACCCCGGAUAAACCACAUUUUAGAGCGCCUGCGGCACGCGCGCUAUAUAUCGACGCUGGAUCUGAAGCAAGGAUACUGGCAGAUCCCCAUGGAGGAAGGGAGCAGGCAGUAUACCGCGUUCACAGUUCCAGGACGGGGACUAUACCAGUGGAAGGUGAUGCCCUUUGGUCUGCACUCGGCCUGCGCCACGUUCCAGAGAGCACUGGAUUCGGUGAUAGGGCCGGAAAUGGAGCCCCACGCUUUCGCCUACCUGGACGACAUCAUCGUCAUAGGCGCAACCAAGGAACAGCACGUAGCCAACCUGAGAGAGGUGUUCCGACGACUGAGGGAAGCGAACCUAAAGCUCAACAUAGAGAAAUGCCGUUUCUUCCGGAAGGAGUUGGUAUAUUUAGGACACGUAGUGAGCGGCGAAGGAAUACGGACGGACCCCUCAAAGGUGCUCGCGAUCCAGAGGCUGACGGCCCCAUCGAACUGCAAGGAGCUGCGUCAGUGCCUUGGGAUGGCAUCGUGGUAUCGACGCUUCGUCCCCAAUUUUGCGUCGGUGGUGCAGCCGAUGACCGCUCUCUUGAAGAAGGGAAAGGUAUGGUCGUGGGGCGUGGAACAGCAGGAUGCGCUGGAGCAACUCAAGGAGCGACUCACAACCGCGCCGAUCCUCGCUUGCCCGGAUUUCAGCAAGAAAUUCGUGCUGCAAACGGAUGCGAGCGAUUACGGUCUCGGCGCCGUCCUGACACAGACCAUCGACGAGGAGGAGCGAGUCAUCGCUUACGCCAGUAGGAAACUUCUGAAGGCAGAGACCAACUACUCAGCCACGGAGAAGGAAUGUCUGGCUAUAGUUUGGUCAAUCCGCAAGUUGAGAUGUUACUUGGAGGGGUACAGGUUCGACGUCAUUACCGACCACAUGGCACUUAAAUGGCUCAACUCCAUAGAGAGUCCAUCUGGAAGGAUAGCUCGAUGGGCCUUAGAGUUGCAGCAGUUCCAGUUCGACGUGCAGUACCGACGGGGGAAGUUGAACGUGGUAGCCGACGCACUGUCCCGGCAGCCACUGGAGGCAUGUCGUCAGGCCGUGGAGGAGCAGCACCCAUGUGGAUGGACCGCGUGUAUGCUGGAGAGACUCGCCAAGGAGCCCGCAAAGUAUCCGGACUAUGCUGUCGAGAACGGCCAACUCUAUCGCCACCUGGGCCACAGAGCCGACGACGAGGACUACGUGCCAUGGAAAUUGUGCGUCGCCAGUAACCAGAGGCAGAGAGUCCUGCAGGAGUGCCACAAUGCCCCGACGGCAGGGCAUCAAGGGGUGAGGAAGACGAUAUCCCGACUUGCACAGAGGUACUACUGGCCUGGGAUGUUCCGGGACGCCGCACGACAUGUGAGAUGCUGCGAGGUGUGUCAGAAGUUCAAGGUGGAACAGGUGAGACCGGCGGGACGAAUGAUGACGCGCCAGGUGACGGUACCAAUGGAUUUAUGCGCAGAUUUCGUGGGGCCGAUACCACGCUCGAAGCACGGUAACACCAUGUUGCUUGUAUUCCACGAUGCGUUUAGCAAGUGGGUGGAACUGGUCUCUUUGAGGCGAGCGACGGCGGAACAUUUACAGAGGGCGUUCCGGGAACGGAUAUUUUGCCGAUUCGGAGUCCCCCGGAAAUUUGUGUGCGACAACGGGGUGCAGUUCACAAGCCGAACAUUCAAAAACUUGAAUACAAGUGUGGUGGACUCGACCGGAUUUUCACCCGCUUUCUUGGUACAGGGUCGCGAACCUCGUCUCCCCGCCGCUUUAUACGACGAGGUUACGCCUGGGCCCGCCACUGUUCAGCAAACGCCAGGAGAAAAGGCCCAGCGUCUGAGGGAGGUGCUCGACAUCGUUCGUCAUAACUUGCAGCGUACUUCCCAGGAACAGGGAAGACAUUACAAUCUGCGACGACGGAAUGGCGGCCAAAAGUGGACGAGAAGCGCCGAAGUUCGACGGCCCCUUUCGGGUCGUGACAUUGCCCAGUUAAUGGCCUAUCAUGGACCACCUGGAGAUAACUACAACGAGGCCGAAGGGUCAGGAGACGACUGA